GGUUCUUGUGCCCCGAGCGAGUCACCAGCACCUCCCAGUUUGGUAUCGUCACCAAACUGGCUAAGGGUGUGUUCAGCUGCACUGGACGCCUUGUCCAGAAGGAUGCUGUGAGGGACAGGAUCAAAAGCCUUAGUAAAAUCCAGAAAAACAACAUCCACCCCACCUUCCUGUCAUCUACGAGGCGGGACGAGAGGAUGCUCGGCGGGGCUUUUGGCAUCGGGCUCCUGCUGGCCCUGGCAGGCGGCACAGCCACACAGGGCUGCGUUGCCCCAGCCAAACUGGUCGCUCAGAUGCUGCAGCGCCUGGAGGACUCUGUCCCUGUGAGUGAGCAGCCAAAUCCCAGUGUCCUGCUGGCCAUGAACUUGGCCCGGGCCACCAACAGUGCUGCCCACAAGAUACUGCUCCAGCAGAUACAGGAGGAUGCCGUGAACAGAGCCCAGAAGGACAUGACCUCAGGAGAGGUGGCUCUGUACGUGCUCGCCCUCCUCUCCUCCUGCCAGGACCCCAGGCACGUCCAGGCCCUGGGCCAGACCGUCAACCUGCUCCGCAUCCUGCAGGAAAAAACAGCUGAGGAGAUGGAAAACCUGGAGAAUAAUGGCGUCCCAAAGACCACCCUGUACAGCGUGAGCCUGGACGCCCUGGCCCUGUGUCUGGAGCAGGUAGACGGCUACCAAAAAGCAUCCACGGUCCUGGCCAAGGAGCUGCUGAGCCCUGAGAGCCACCUUUCUGUGGACACCCGUGCCGUGGCGGUGCUGGCACUGGCGUGCAUGCACAACCGGACAAACAACCACGACAUGAAGCACCUGCUCCAGGAUGCGUUGCGGAAGGUGACCAACGACUUCCUUGACGAGCAGGAGAUGAAGAAUGGCAUGAUCGGGAACAUCUACAGCAUGGGGCUGGCCCUGCAGGCACUGGAGGCCACGAGCAAGUUUUACGCCCCGCGGAAAUGGGACUGCGCCCAGGCCUUCUCCAAGGUGUAUGGCCAUGACUACCGCCAGCCCAUGGCCAUCGCCCAGGUCCUGCCUGCCCUUGUGGGCAGAUCCUACCUGGAAGCAGCUCACGUGGACUGUGUCAGCGCCAGCAUGUCCCCAAGCCUACAAAUGUCCCCGUCCUCAACGUCGGAAACAAGCGGGGCUUCCAAAGCCCUCAUCACAGUGCAGUACUCCAUCACCAACAAGCUGCAGGGAAGGCACUUCAGCUACACCACCUCGGUGCAGGUCCCGGAUGGCUCCACGCUGCUCAAGGUGAUGCAGGUGGCAGAGGAGGACAAACCCAAGAUCUUUAG
Pelecanus crispus (Dalmatian pelican) is the source of this 1285-nucleotide messenger RNA. NCBI's taxonomy places the organism in Eukaryota, Metazoa, Chordata, Aves, Pelecaniformes, Pelecanidae. The record is from RefSeq and is a predicted model, not a curated record.